This is a messenger RNA of Mus musculus (house mouse), 1595 nucleotides long. It is a transcript of the gene Rnase11, whose product is annotated as ribonuclease, RNase A family, 11 (non-active). Gene Ontology annotation, molecular function: nucleic acid binding. NCBI's taxonomy places the organism in Eukaryota, Metazoa, Chordata, Mammalia, Rodentia, Muridae. Bases 193 to 771 code for a protein of 192 amino acids. The record is from RefSeq and is a predicted model, not a curated record. The transcript has 3 exons. Gene Ontology annotation, cellular component: extracellular region.
ACCAAACCAUGGUGCUCCAUUUGUGUUGGCCAGCUAUCCUGAGCACAAGACCUGCCUUGAGUUGAGAGACUUCAGUUGUUGCACCAGUCCUUUGGACUUAACUCAAGGUCGUAUCAAAAGAGGAGGUGCAUCUCUGUGGGCUGCUAAUUCUGUCUUUUAUGACCGACCAGACAAGAUCACCAUACUUACAAGAUGGCAGUCUUUCUGCUGUUGCUCGCCCUUGGACUGCUUCUUGCAAAGCCUUCAGAAAGCAGAAUGAAGGGGACCACAGAACAAUUUUCACAGGAAGAGAUGCAACCUGCUGCAAAACAGACUCUAGAGGAAUCAGCAAACUCAACCCUGUCAGACAAAAAUACUGGCCUCAGCAUAUCCAAACAUGUGAUGUCUGCCACACCCCUAACACCCAGAAGGCUAUCUUUUAUUAUCCCCAAGGGAAAUACUAUGAGAGAUGGCAGGAACUGUGUAAACAGCCUAAGAGUCUGGAGAACCGAGGUAGACGGGAAUGCAUCCUGUCAGUUGGGCAAUGACUUUAUACAUGGCUCCAUGGAUGUGAGCCUCAGAAUUCCCAAGGCCACCCGAGGGAAGUGUGAACAAACACCCAAGCCAAGCAGCAGUGGGAGCCUAGGACUGGAGCGUACCACGUGCAAGGUCCUUGCAGGCCACCAGUGCCUCAGGUCCCAUGAGCACAGCAUCACCUCAUUAAAGAAAAUCCUGACAGUGCUGGCCAGCAAUUCUCUGAUGAGCUGGUUAGUUAGUGGCUGUAAAUUGUAAGUCACAGGCUUUGGGACUAAAGAAGGACAAGUUCAAGGUCAUUGUUGCUUCUCUCCUUCUGCCUCACACAUCUUUCCUUUAGUACGUGGUGAACACUAUUGGUACUAACCGGAUGAGCGAAACAAAGUAGCAGCACAAAUUAAUUAAAACUUGUAGCUGACCCUAGAACACACACUCAUCUUCCCGCUCUCACUCUUGUUCCCACAACCUGAACUCCUUCCUGGUUUAACUAUCAAGCUACCCCAGAGCUGAGUUUGCCCAAGUGGACAAAGGUAAGGAGAGAAACUCCAGGUCAGAUAGUGUGAAUGAGGGUGAGGUACAUACUCAGUCCUGCUCUUCCAAGGAUAGUGAGCAUGUGUGUGCCCCUGAACACGCCUGCCUGCCACCCAGCUGUGGUGGCUUGUCCUCGGGGAGACGUCUCGGCAUCAACAGAUCCAGCACUGUACAACCUGCAUUCCCCUGUUGCUAUCUCAGGACCACUGCAAAGAGGAAGCAAAGCUCCUGUCACCGCUAGGUAAAGUCUGGCUACUCACGAGCUGUGCCUGCCGAGAGGCAAAUUAUAGGAAAUAGAGGUAGUGAUGUGUCAAGUAUAUGGCAAGUUUCAAGCAGGGUUAUCUUCCAUCUUGAUGCUUUCUCUACCAAUCUUAAGCCCGCAGAGUUAACAGUGCAUGAAGCACAGACCGUUACCAGGUUGUUAUUCAUUGUUGUGCAAAUGUAUGCGCCUGUUUCCCCUCUUAUCCUUCAUCCCAAGGCAACUCUUUUUUUUUUUUUUAACAAUUUUAUUUGAAAUAAACAUGUGCAAAUGAAUGCUAUGUCGCUAAACA